This is a messenger RNA of Lodderomyces margitis, 1812 nucleotides long. RefSeq lists its product as uncharacterized. Lineage: Eukaryota; Fungi; Ascomycota; Pichiomycetes; Serinales; Debaryomycetaceae. Gene Ontology annotation, molecular function: DNA replication origin binding; single-stranded DNA binding. The record is from RefSeq and is a predicted model, not a curated record. The transcript has a single exon. Gene Ontology annotation, biological process: DNA replication initiation; DNA replication. Gene Ontology annotation, cellular component: nucleus; replication fork protection complex. Bases 1 to 1812 code for a protein of 603 amino acids.
AUGUCUUACUCUCUAGCUACAACUAUGAUUGACCCGAGGGAUGAAAUUGUUAAUAAAGAUGAUCUACUAAGCGAUGACUCUUCUGACGAAUUGAAGGAUUUGUAUAAAGAGUUUGAGCUCAAGUACCAAGCAAUAAGGAAGAAAGAAUUGGCAAAAAAAAGCAAACAAUUCGAUGGGCCAAAGGAGAAAGCGGCUCACGAACCAAGUGCUCCGGUUGUGCCCAGGUCCCCGAACAGGAUAUGCAAGCCCCCUGAGGCUACGAAAGAGGUAAAAUAUGAGGUUGAAGUGCCGUUACCCAAAACAAAAAAGGCAUCCGAAUUUUUAUCCAAGUUGUACGAUGCAAACUUGACAAAAACACAGGAAAGUUGUGAUGGCAUAGAUUACAGUUUGCGUAAAUUCGAAUUUGAUUUCACCAACUAUGAGAUUAAACCUAAGGAAGUGGACGAUGAAGUGUGCCCUAUAUCAGGACACUGCUUAAGACGGAGGUACUACACCAGAGAGGAAGUGAAUCAGCUUAUUAGAAAUACAGACGAAAAUAUGAAAAUUCUCAAAGUUGACAAAAUGUUGGCAAAGACAAACAAAACUAACAACUACCGUGAGCCAAUGUAUACAAAUUGGUGUCUUGUUGGAUUUGUUUUGCACAAGUCAGAUGUACUAUACACAAAGAACGAUAAGAAAUACAUGAAAUUAAGGGUUGGUAACUUUCAGAAUAGUGUCGAGUUGCUACUAUUUGAUGGGGCGUUUGGGAAAAACUACAAGUUACAACAAGGAGAUUUGAUUUUGGUGCUCAAUCCUAUUGUAAACAAGUACGAAAUCAAGGUCAAUGAACACAUUUCCAAAACCGGCUUUAAUUUGAAACUCGAUGGUUCGAAUAUCAAUAGUAUUUUGGAAAUCGGAGCGAUAAGGGAUUUUGGAAUCUGCAAGUUUAUCAAAAAGAUAGAUAAUCAAAGAUGUACCAACGUUGUCAACAUUACUAAACAACACUUGUGUGACAUUCACUUGGAUAACAAAUUCAGACAAAGUACAAGAAUGGAAUUGAAUGGAGUUUCUUUGAGGUCUCCCACCAAGAGCAAGACCAAGGUAUUUCUCAACAUGAACAAGAGUCGAAAUCAGAGUAAUUUCAGCGGGUUUAUUAGAGAAUAUAACGAAGAUUCAACCUUUUCUACCUCUGGUUCUGGUAAGAUUGACUCAAGGAAGUUUCAAGAUCCAAAGCUAUUGCAAACACAACUCAAGAGAAGAAAAUUGCAAAAUGAGCGUGCAAAUGACUUGUUGGAGAAGAAAUUGUCCAAGUUAUCAUCAAGAAAUCCCAUUGUUGAAAGUUUGAAUAUGAAGGGCACUCACAGCGAUAAAUCUCAAGAAAUGGGCCACUCUAGCCACUUUUCGCCGUCGAUGAUUUCUAAAAUUGGCUUUGAUCCAACAAACCAAGACAACGACGCAUCUAAACAGUCACAUCCGGAAAGAUUACAGGAGUUGUAUCAACUAAGCGCAAAGUGUUCAUCCAAAAAAUCGCUUGGAUCAUCGAUAGAUGAUAAAAGGAGUAAAUUGCAGAAAUGGCAGAAGAAUAUAAACGCUUUGAAAAGUUACGACUCAAAACUAAUGCAACUGGAUUUAAAUUUGAGUAAGUCUGUUGUUGAUGGUAUAAAAACAGCGGGAAUGCCCCAGAAUAGAGUUGCAAAAACUAAUCGUGUAGUUUUGAGUGACGACGAUUUUGAUUUUAAUGACAAAAGUAGUAAUAAUGAUGAUGAUGACUUGGAUAUAGACUUUGGUAAUGAUGACAUGAAAGCUAAGUAUGAAAAAGUAGUUGGUAGAUAG